AUGAAUAAAGCCAUUUUCAAACACAUGAUAAUGCCAAUAAAAAUAUUAUUUAGAAAAAUGCGUAUCUUAUUGGUUAUUCUAUUACUGAUCGUACAUACGUUUGUUAUUAUGAGAUAUUUGUCACCGUGGAUAAUUGAAGAAACUCAUUGGACGCGACACGAUUCCUUUCAUUUCCAACAAGCUUCGAAAAUGUUAAAAAAUAUGAGCGAUUUCACACAUUCACCGUUAUCCCCAGGACUUCAAUGGUGUUCGUCUAAUCCAUUUCUGUCCACUUACGAUCGAAAAACUGUUUUCUAUUUGGAACAUAUUUGGUACGAGUGGUCACAAAAACAACUACAAAAUGUAUACGAUAUUUUAACGGAAGUCGCUCGUUCACCUAAUACAACCGAAGAAAAUAUUGUACUUAUGAUCUAUCCUGACACAAAACAUCUUCCAUGUCCGGACAAAUAUGGAUUGAAACGUUAUGGAAAGUCCACUGAUACAGGAAAAGUUUUAUGUGGACUUUCAAGUCUUGCACCAUCGGUCGAUUGUAUUGUAUAUAGCUUAGGUUCGAAUAAUCAUUUUGAAUUCGAAGAAUCGAUCGCGAAACGAACAUCAUGUAAAGUUUACACUUAUGAUUGUACAAGCUUACCUCCGAAAAACCCGAUUCGAAAUGUUCACUUUCACCAAGUAUGUAUGGGUGAAAAGACGAAUUUACAAGAAUACAUGUAUCCAAAUAAUGGAACAAAUCGACAUCGUCAAAAUCAAACUUAUGUAUUUAAACGUUUUAGUGAAAUCUUGAAAGAAAAUGAUCACGAACGUGUUCAUGUGUUGAAAAUGGAUAUUGAAGGAGCUGAAUAUGCCGUGUUUGCGGAUAUGUUGAAUUCUGCACGAGAAUUUACCUUACCAUUUCAGAUUUCGUUCGAAUCUCAUUGGUGGUCACGUGAUAUUUAUCAUGCAACAUUGCAUCAACAGAUGUUCAACCAACUAUGGAAAAAUGGUUAUCGAUUUCUUCACCAUGAAAUCAAUCCAAACGAUAAUUCGUGUGUAGAAUGGACUUUAAUGAGAGUUUUCUGUUGA
Adineta ricciae is the source of this 1059-nucleotide messenger RNA. NCBI's taxonomy places the organism in Eukaryota, Metazoa, Rotifera, Eurotatoria, Adinetida, Adinetidae. The record is from the annotation of a GenBank genome assembly.